Molecule: messenger RNA, 916 nt
Organism: Tetranychus urticae (two-spotted spider mite)
Lineage: Eukaryota; Metazoa; Arthropoda; Arachnida; Trombidiformes; Tetranychidae
Product: peroxiredoxin
Biological process (GO): cell redox homeostasis; response to oxidative stress; cellular response to stress
Cellular component (GO): cytosol; mitochondrion
Molecular function (GO): thioredoxin peroxidase activity
Source: RefSeq, a predicted model, not a curated record
CAUAAUUAUUAAACAGACCCUCACUCAUGUGUUAACAGGAUAGUCUUUGGUGUUGACCUUGUUUUGAUUGUCGUUCCAUCACUUUUUUUCAUUAACAGUUAUUUUAAUAGUUAUUAAACAAUGUUUAAGCGUGUUUUAAGUCGGGCUUCUAUGCUCCAUAGCUUCAGGAAUAUCAGUGUCCAACGACCAGCUCCUAAUUUCGAGGCUACUGCAGUUGUUGAUAAAAAAUUUACGAACGUCAAAUUAAGUGAUUAUCAAGGGAAAUAUUUGGUCUUAUUCUUCUAUCCUUUGGACUUUACCUUUGUUUGUCCUACCGAGAUAAUUGCUUUCAGUGAUCGUGCAAAUGAAUUCCGUGCUCUUAAUGCUGAACCAGUUGCUGUGUCUGUUGAUUCCCAUUUCACUCAUCUUGCAUGGGUCAAUACUCCACGAAAGGAUGGCGGCUUAGGACAAAUGCAAAUUCCUUUGAUUGCUGAUUUGAAUAAACAAAUAUCCAAAGACUAUGGUGUUCUAUUAGAGAAAGAAGGUAUUGCACUUCGAGGACUUUUCCUGAUUGAUCCAAAAAGUAUUGUUCGUCACAUUACCAUCAAUGACUUACCAGUGGGUCGAUCUGUUGAUGAGGCUUUACGUGUAAUACAAGCUUUCCAAUAUGUUGAGAAACAUGGUGAAGUUUGUCCAGCUAAUUGGAAACCCAAUGCUCCUACUAUUGAUCCAAAGAAUGCCAAAUCAUACUUCGAGAAAGUGAAUUGACACAAUAAUCUACUGGAGUAGUUAUAAAAGUGUAUCACCUUAGAUGAGAAAAUCGAAAAAUUAUCAUCUCUGUGAAUUGAAGAGGGAGGGUAAAAGGUGUUAAUCAAAGUUAUAGUUGUGUAAAAAAUCCACCACAAAAUUACCAAUAAACUUAUUCAAAAACUUUAAA